CUUUGACUCAUUGCAAUUUCUGAUCAAUCUGUGAAUUUUGGGCGAGAACUCAAUUACUUGGUCUGAAUUCAGACAUCAAUAAUUUUCCUAAAUAAGGGGGAAAAUCCCUUCUUUCUCUCGAAAUUAUCGAUUGUUUUCUUGUCAUCGUUGACAUGAAAAUCCAAAUCCAAAGAAAGGGUUUUUUGUUCCUUUUGAUUUCAGUUUUCUUGUUAUGGAGCCCGGCGGAAUCGAUUCGGUUCGAUCUGGAAUCCGGUCACACCAAAUGCAUAUCGGAGGACAUCAAGAGCAAUUCUAUGACUGUUGGAAAAUAUCAUAUUGUAAAUCCCAACGAAGGACACCCUCUGCCUGACUCUCACAAAGUCACCGUUCGGGUUACAUCAGCAUACGGAAACAGUUAUCACUCAUCGGAACAUGUCACUGAGGGGCAUUUCGCAUUUCAAGCAGUCGAGGCAGGUGAUUACAUGGCUUGCUUUUUUGCCGAUGAUAACAAGCCUUCUACUACCGUGACUGUUGACUUUGACUGGAAGUCCGGCAUUGCUGCCAAGGAGUGGAGCAGUGUUGCCAAGAAAGGUUCCGUUGAAUUGAUGGAAAUUGAACUAAAGAAAAUGUUAGACACAGUCCAAACCAUCCACGACGAGAUGUUCUAUCUACGUGAAAGGGAAGAAGAGAUGCAGCUGCUGAAUAAAUCUACUAACAGCAAGAUGUUCUGGUUUAGUUUUCUAUCGAUUCUUGUUUGCCUAUCUGUAUCUGGAAUCCAGCUAUGGCAUUUGAAAUCUUUCUUCGAGAAGAAGAAGCUCAUCUGAUCUAAUGUACUUUUUGAGUAAUUUAUUAGCAUUUCUGCGUACUGUAAAAUUACUUAGAGAAGAAAUGAAUUACAGUUUUGAUUCGAUUUGGCAACAGAAUAGUAAUAAAUUUCAUUUUGUGUUGUUA
Salvia hispanica is the source of this 930-nucleotide messenger RNA. Its product is annotated as transmembrane emp24 domain-containing protein p24delta9-like. Lineage: Eukaryota; Viridiplantae; Streptophyta; Magnoliopsida; Lamiales; Lamiaceae. The record is from RefSeq and is a predicted model, not a curated record.